AUGUAAUUAGAGAAAUCAUUUAUGAUCAUUGAACAACUUAUUGUUUCAAAAAUGGCUACUAUGAAAACUAUGCAAUUAGAAAUGAAAUGUAUUAUUGAACGGCAUAAUGUUAUAAAAAUUAUUACAUGUGAGGGAGAAUGUUAGAAUUUUUGUAUUGAUAUACAAUGUAAAGUGAAUAUUUAGAUGAUUUAUUACUGACUGAUGGGAGGUCACGACGCACACCAUCACGGUCCAUCAUACCAAAUACCCAACCAUGAUAUUUAUAAAGUGGAAGAUGUACCAGAAUUGAAACAUGUUCAAGAAGAAUUAGCCAAGAAAGGAUUGAGAGAUCCUUGGCUGAGAAAUCAAGUGUGGCGCUACAAAAGAAGUGCAUCGCCUUUUAUACGCGGAUUAAUAUGUGUAACGAGAGGCUGGAGAAUUGCUAUACCAGCAUUCCUCAUAACUAUCGCUGUUGAACAAUAUUUUGGGAUCGAUUACUCAGGACAUGGACAUCAUGGGGACAAGCAUGGAAAUGGUCAUCAUUAGUGUUCGCUUUGGAUAUGAAUGUAAUACAAGGAAGUAAGAAAUAGUAAAGUGUAACGAUAUCUAAAUAAGCUACGAAAAUAAAUUAUAAAAGUAAUAACUAUAAUGUAUUAGUUAAUAUUUGUUUAAUUAAUUAUUGUUUAAUUUUAUCACAGUUACAUUAGGAAUCUCUUGUCCAAUAAUGAUUUAUUGCAGAGAUUUCUCUUAACAUUGCAUCUAAUGAUUAUUAAGAAUAAUUGUGAUAUGACAACCGUUGCUAUACAAGCGAAAAUGUAAGAAUUAUACAACGCCAAAAAGAAGGCAAACACUGUAAUUUCAAAUGUCACUAAUAACCAUUCGUUUCCAUGAAGCACCACUUUGUUGAAGGAAUAAUUGUUAUCUGCAAAAAUAAAAUUAAUUUCGUUAAAAUGACAAUAAA
Atta colombica is the source of this 940-nucleotide messenger RNA. It is a transcript of the gene ND-B12, whose product is annotated as NADH dehydrogenase [ubiquinone] 1 beta subcomplex subunit 3. The record is from RefSeq and is a predicted model, not a curated record. The coding region runs from base 202 to 525 and encodes 107 amino acids. The transcript is spliced from 2 exons. Gene Ontology annotation, cellular component: mitochondrion. Gene Ontology annotation, biological process: electron transport chain; mitochondrial respiratory chain complex I assembly. Lineage: Eukaryota; Metazoa; Arthropoda; Insecta; Hymenoptera; Formicidae.